UAUAAAUAAGUACUAUGCCAAGGAUUGAAAGAACCCGGAGAGAACGAAGGGAGUAAAAAAAAACAAGUCUAAUCUAAAACAACUUUUGUCAAUUACUUUCUUUAUCUUCACUCCCUACCUCAUCUGAAAACCUGCAAAGGUUUUCUGUGUGUGUGUCUGUCUUGUGUUUGCCCCACUUUAACAACUCAGUUUUUGCUCCUUUAAAAAAAGGUGGUCUACUGGUUUGGGCUAAAGGACUCUUGAAACUCAAUCAUUUUGGGAUUUUUGAUGGAUAACUGUGAAUUGAAUUGAUGAAAAUGGGAAUCAGUGUUCUGUUUUACUCUGCUUGAAGCUGCAAAUUUAGAAUUGCUUGCAGGAGGAGGAGGAAGGAAACAAUUCUAAAUAAGCAAUGCCGGUUCCUCUUGCACCCUACCCAACUCCUCCGGCACCAUUCACAGUACCGCCUAAUGGUGCGCAAAGCCAACUUGUUUGUUCUGGAUGUCGAAACCUUCUACUGUAUCCUGUUGGAGCGACAUCGGUUUGUUGUGCUGUUUGCAAUGCAGUGACUCCUGUACCCCCUCCCGGUACGGAAAUGGCUCAACUAGUUUGUGCAGGUUGUCACACCUUAUUGAUGUACAUUCGUGGAGCAACAAGCGUUCAGUGUUCUUGUUGCCACACGAUUAAUCUGGCUAUGGAAGCAAAUCAGGUGGCACAUGUUAAUUGUGGGAACUGUCGGAUGUUGUUAAUGUAUCAAUACGGAGCACGUUCUGUUAAGUGUACAGUUUGCAAUUUUGUGACAUCAGUUGGGGCUUCACCAAGCACAGUUGAACAGAAGUUCAGUACUUGAGUUCCCCUAAUGAAAAUACAAUUCGGCGACUUUUCAUGGCUACGAGUUCAAAUCCUUAUUCCUACACAGGUUGUAGAACGCUCUCAAAGUUCAAUGUAUAGAGUUUUUUCUUCUUUUCUCUGUCUAGCCUUUUUUUUUAUUAUUGAAUAAGCAGUUUUCCAAUGAUUUGCUGCAUGAACUGUAUUCUGUAACAAAACUUUUACAUUUUGUAAGUGAUUAAUGUUCCAAAUAAGGAAACACUUGUUUUCUUUUUGCAAUGUAAUGGAUAUCAGUAUCAGCCAGUCCUCAGAAAUAUGUAUAAGUUUCUCUUUCGUCUCAA
Molecule: messenger RNA, 1145 nt
Organism: Papaver somniferum (opium poppy)
Lineage: Eukaryota; Viridiplantae; Streptophyta; Magnoliopsida; Ranunculales; Papaveraceae
Product: protein LSD1-like
Exons: 6
Coding region: 389-826 (145 amino acids)
Source: RefSeq, a predicted model, not a curated record